AUGGUGACUCGAUAUUUGUCCGCCUUGAACCCGCCGAAAGAAUUGCUCCCCGGUCCGGAUACCGGACUCUCAUGGAAUGAGGCUGUGCUUCGUUUGGCUCGCUACGUUUCACUCAUUCCAUACGAGUCCGAUGCGGCUUACUUUCGUGGUCUAUCCGAUCUGUGGUGCACGAGUGACCAAUUUCUCCACAUGGUCUGUGGAGAUGAGGAGGAACACGCUGUCCUGCUGGCCUGUUAUCUACUACAUUUAGAGCAGCUAAGACAGACCACAGAGUCUGAAGAACACACCGCGUCCCCACUCCAGAUCUAUCUCUGUUUCGGUGAAGCAUUGCCAGAAGGGCAAACGGUCUAUGUGCUGACGGGAGAAGAAGGUCCGGAAAUGAACAAAAUGAGUACGCGAUGGAAACUGUGGAAUCCGUUACGGGGUCAAUCGUUUUCGGUGAACAAUGCAAACGGACCGAUGCGAUCUAUUUGGGGACUUGCCAACGCACACAAUGUGUGGGCAAAUAUCCAAGCGAAGAAACAACCAUGGGAACUUGAUUGGGACCUCACCUCGCGGAAGUCUUGGUUGCCAUUUUUCCCAGUCCGAUCGAAGCAUUCAAGAGGAAAACGUGAUCCCGGUGGAUUCGAGGACCGACCACCAUUGGCCACAGUUCAACCGGCGGCUCUGAUCUACGAACAGUUGGAUUCACGUGAACUGGAGAAUAUCAAAUUCGAAUUGGAGGCGGCUUUGCGAGAUGCUUUGAUGGUUUGGCGCCGGAAUAAAGUGAGUCCUUGA
Echinostoma caproni is the source of this 777-nucleotide messenger RNA. The record is from the annotation of a GenBank genome assembly. Lineage: Eukaryota; Metazoa; Platyhelminthes; Trematoda; Plagiorchiida; Echinostomatidae.